AUGGGGGGAAAGAGGAAGAAGAAUGACGAUUCAGAUGUGGAAGAAUCAAAGGCAGUGUCUUCGAACAAGAAGACACGAACGACGGAGAAGAAGGACCAACUACGUCCUUCUAUGAUAAAGAACAAGGAGAAGAGAUCGGAGGUGCACGCGAAGCUGAAGCACCAGAAGAAGCUCGAUAAACGCGCUAAGGCUAAAACUCGUGACGCUGCUCUCAAGAGAGCUCUCGAGCUCGGUGAAGAGCUUCCGGAGAAGAAGGUCCCUCGUACAAUUGAGAACACCAGGGAAUUUGACGAGACGGUUUGCAAGCCCGGUGACGAAGAAGAGUUGUUCGCUGGAAAUGAUGCUGAUGAAUUCAGUUCAAUUUUGCAUAAGCAAUAUACUCCCAAGAUAUUAAUCACCACUUGCCGCUUCCAUUCUACCAGAGGACCUGCAUUUAUAUCAGAGUUGCUUUCUGUUAUACCAAAUGCUCAUUACUAUAAGAGAGGAACAUAUGAUCUGAAGAAGAUUGUAGAAUAUGCAAAGAAUAAAGAAUUCACUUCUAUUAUAGUUGUUCACACCAAUCGUAGGGAACCUGAUGCUCUUUUAAUAAUUGGCGUACCUAAUGGGCCCACUGUUCAUUUCAAGCUGUCAAAACUUGUUUUGCGCCAGGAUAUCAAGAAUCAUGGAACUCCAACCAGUCACAAGCCUGAGCUUGUACUGAAUAACUUCACAACACGGCUAGGGCAUCGAGUUGGAAGGUUGAUACAGUCACUUUUUCCACAAGAUCCAGAAUUUAAAGGCCGACGAGUAGUCACCUUCCACAACCAGAGAGAUUUUAUCUUCUUCCGGCAUCAUCGAUAUAUUUUUGAAAACAAAGAAGUUAAAAAACCCGAGUCAAGGGAUAAAAAAGACAAAGAUGGCAAGAACGAGAAUGUUACUGAACAGACAACAAUUGCCCGUCUUCAGGAGUGUGGUCCUCGUUUCACGUUGAAGUUAAUUAGCCUGCAACAUGGAACGUUUGACACUAAGGGCGGGGAAUAUGAGUGGGUUCAUAAGGCGGAAAUGGACACAAGCCGAAGAAGGUUUUUCCUAUGA
Molecule: messenger RNA, 1074 nt
Organism: Sphenostylis stenocarpa
Lineage: Eukaryota; Viridiplantae; Streptophyta; Magnoliopsida; Fabales; Fabaceae
Source: the annotation of a GenBank genome assembly